AUGGCCAAAAGAGUCGCAGAUGAGCAAAUAACGAAAGAUGGGAUGUCUAAUUAUUCUGACAAUGGACCAGAUGCCCCUGCCAUAGCCUCAUCUGAUGUCUUAUCCAGGAGGAAGAUAUUGAAGCCAAAAGGAAGAUUAGGUUCAAAUAGCACUGGUACUGGCUCUAAUGCAUUUGGAGCAUUGAAUGGGCCACAACAACCUAUGUUUUCCUUUGGUGGUAGCGGAAGCAAUGCAGCAUCAGGAAUAACUUCAUCCCAACCAGCUCAAUCCAGUAAUCCAUUCAAUUUUGCAAAGAAACCAGAAUCCAGUACAACAGAUAAAGACAGCAAGAUUAAAGCAUUAAAUGAGAACUUUAUUCGAGCCAUCACUCAAUUGAAUGUACCUAAUACAAUAGCAGAUUUCACUCCAAUUGCACAGAAAUAUAUUGACUAUUACAAAAGUAUACUGAAAAAUGAGCCUUCCUUGAAUAUUGCAUCCAAAGAAGUAAAAAAUCCAGCCCAACCACCUUCGGCAAGUUCAUUCCAAUUCAAACCAAGUACGGCAAGUGCACCAUCGACAACUGCGACGGCUACUCUGUUUUCUUUUAAACCUUCUGCCCAACCAUCGGAGUCUAAGCUAAACGGACCUGUAUUUUCAUUCAAGUCUAAUUCACAAGAACAAACGACAACUAAACCUGCAUUCUCGUUUAAUCCACCAGCAUCAUCAACUACGGGAUCUGCCACUACCUCAACUCCAUCAUUUACAACUAAACCAAUUUCAUCUUCUGUUCAAAAUGAGGCAUCAAAGACCGAAAACAAAAGGGAAUUGAUCAACUUAGACUCAGAUUCGGAUUCAGAAUCCGACAAAGAACAGCCUAAAGCCAAAGAAGUUAAAGUUCAAGGUCCUAUGUUUACCCUCACGGCCAACCCUACUACCAAAUCAUCACCAUUUACAUUUGAUCCUAAAAAAUUAGCCAAGAAAAAUGCACCAGAUUCAGAUGAUCUGGAAGAUGACGUAGAGAUCAAGGGUCCAACUUUUCAAUUCAACAAGCCUAUUCAAGAUAGUGUAUUUAAAUUGACACCUAACAUCGCAAACAAUACAUUAAAAUCAGAUGAAAAGAAAGAAGAAGCCAAGAGCACACCAUUAUUUGGUGCAACCACUCAAAACAAAGACCAGAUAGCAACACAGACAAGUCUUUUUGGAUCAAGUCAAAACAAGCUCGAAGAAACAAAAGCUCCAAAUGUGUUUGGAGAUUCAUUUGGUUCAAAUGGGAAGACUACGGAACAGAAACCAGCGAGUAGCUUUUCUUUUGGUAGCUUCCAACCUAAGACAGAUGCUUCUGCAAACACUGAGACAAAGAAACCUGAAACUACGUUGUUUUCAUCUGGUACCACAAAUUCUUCUUCCAAGCCAUUAUUUGGAUCUCUGAAUAACGAAACAAAUGCAAAACCGGCAUUCACUUUUGCUUCUACCACUGAUAAGAAAGAUGAAUCGGCUACAGCAACAAGUUCCACCACUACCACACCAUCAUUCUUAUUUGGGAAACAACCAAAUCAAACUGACGGCGCAAAGGAAGCUCAGAGUGAUAAACCAGCAACUUCAUUAUUUGGUAAUAGCUCAGAUAAUGCCAACAAGUCUGCCACCACUGGAUUUUUAUUUGGUACGCAGAAGCAAGAGGAGGAAUCACAAACACCAAAAUUCACGUUUGGUUCAUCUGAAGCAAAACCAUUUGCUUUUGGAGUUCCGAAUAAACAAGGCGAUUCUACAACUCCUCCUAGCUUUAAUUUUGGAUCGAAUUCAUCCAAUAGUGCAUUCUCGUUUGGUUCUAAACCAGCAGAAACAUUUAAAUUUGGUGAAAAACAAGAAGAUAAAAAGGAUGAAGCAUCGUCAACGCUAACAACAUCUUCUAGUUCAUUUGGUCUGACAAAACCUGCAUUUUCAUUCACAUUUGGUAGUGCAAAAUCAGAAGAUAAGCCAGAGGAGGAGAAGAAUGGAGAUACUGUACCUGAAGAGGAAACCGGUGGUAAUUUUGAACCUGUCGCUAAAUUAUCGAAUGAACAGGUUGAUAGUAAGAGUGGGGAAGAGAAUGAAACUGCAAAAUUUACUAUACGUUCGAAAUUAAUGGAAUAUGACUCCAAGAAUUCCGAGAAUCCAUACACAAACAAAGGUAUUGGAGAGUUGAAAGUGUUAUUCAACGAGCAAACUAAAAAGUCUAGAAUUUUAAUACGUGCAGAUGGAAGUUUGAGAGUUCUUUUGAAUACAUUAAUUUUAUCUAGUGUGAAGUAUGAUAGUAUCGGUAAUGGAUCUUUGAUUCGUGUUCCUACUAUUGAUGCUGACGAUAGCUCGAGAAUCAUAACCUAUGUGAUCAAAGUAAAGACUCCGCAAGAUGGAGAGCAGCUUUUGAAAUGUAUUAACGAAUUGAAAUAG
This is a messenger RNA of Candida dubliniensis CD36, 2406 nucleotides long. Its product is annotated as nucleoporin. The transcript has a single exon. The coding region runs from base 1 to 2406 and encodes 801 amino acids. The record is from RefSeq and is a predicted model, not a curated record. NCBI's taxonomy places the organism in Eukaryota, Fungi, Ascomycota, Pichiomycetes, Serinales, Debaryomycetaceae. Gene Ontology annotation, biological process: intracellular transport. Gene Ontology annotation, cellular component: nuclear pore.